Fusarium oxysporum Fo47 is the source of this 1403-nucleotide messenger RNA. RefSeq names its product HNH endonuclease signature motif containing protein. The transcript is spliced from 2 exons. The coding region runs from base 1 to 1320 and encodes 439 amino acids. NCBI's taxonomy places the organism in Eukaryota, Fungi, Ascomycota, Sordariomycetes, Hypocreales, Nectriaceae. The record is from RefSeq and is a predicted model, not a curated record.
AUGGCUUCAGCACCUGAGGAAGUCUCUGGAGUCGUAGAAACGCAAGCUCUUGAGCUCCGGGAAUUUUACAAACUCUACGAGACCGCUAAAGAUCAUCACAAGCGUUUCAUCACGCAUCGCCAGGAGCACAAGGAUCCAGUCGUUUUACUGCCACUCGAUGCACUCCAGAUCAAGCUCGAUAAACUUGAAAAGGCUAUCAAACUCCAGCGCGAACAUCGAAGCAAACCAGACUGGGAACCAAAUGCUAUUCAAUUCUGUUUUCUUCUUAACUUGCCGCUUGAUGAGCUUACAACUACUUGGAACAACUACAAGCAGAGCAGUGUAGUUCUCCACCACCUAGACAAUGUCGGCCCGCUCACAUCUUAUUUUCUUCAGAAGGCGCAAUAUGUUUCUGCAAAGAGGGACAGAGAUGGUAAAAAUGAGGACAUAAUUGACAGAGUUAAGUGGUUAGAAGCGGCACUCGACAAGCUUGAUACGACCCGCAUCAAGCGAAAGGACCCCGAGCUUGAAGCAUGCAAGAAGAACGACGGUGGACAUUGUAUUGUCACCGGAGUUGCAAACCCUCAAGUCUGCCAUAUUAUUCCAUUCGCUUUUAACAACUCCGACAAGAACACUAAAAAGACAUCUCUCUUUUCAAGCACCAUUUUCUCAAUGCUUGGCCUUCCAGGAAAUAAGGAAACAGAAGAUGCUAUCACCUUAUUACACCAAGGAAAGGGCUCUUUAGACAAGCAAUGGAAUAUGAUUUGUCUCAGCCCUUCCUUAUAUAUAUGGUGGGGACAUGCUUACUGGGCGUUCAAAUGGCUUGAUGCGACGCCUCUUACCGAUGACACCAAGACAUGUAAAAUCAGGCUUCAGUUCCACUGGAUGCCGCGAAACAUCAAGCGCGAUCCUACUGCGUCUUUUUAUCUAAAGGAUCUCCCAGACCUCGAGGAACAAAUCAAACAUUGCUAUGGCAGCGAGCCAUACUUAUGCAACGAGCAAAACUGCCAAGCAUGUUAUGGAACGAAAGGCAUUGCUGCGCAUAAUGUCGAGAGCGGCCGUCCUAUUAGAACUGGUGAUAUUUUUACCAUCAUUCGAAGCACCGUUGAUGUACCGCUUUGCCGCACUAUGUUUGAUAUACAGUGGGCUAUCAUCACCUCAGCUGCAAUCUCAGGAGGAGCUCUAGUGCCAGACGAGCUUGGAGACUUCAGUUUCCCACCAGGCGAUUAUCGUUUCUCCUAUGAGGAUAUUCAGGACAAUGUCGAAGCAGAUGAGGACACUCAAUCAAGGGUACAAUCAUGGGUUGACCAGAACUCACCAGAGCCGCAACAAGAACUUUAGGGAAGUUCGCAGGUACAAGCCAUGGAUACAAGAUUCAACAGGAUGUCCAUUGGAACAGCAUCCAGUGCUAGUGAUGUCACGGC